Messenger RNA from Eimeria tenella, 1274 nucleotides. RefSeq lists its product as uncharacterized. The annotation marks the transcript as partial. The transcript has 3 exons. NCBI's taxonomy places the organism in Eukaryota, Apicomplexa, Conoidasida, Eucoccidiorida, Eimeriidae. The record is from RefSeq and is a predicted model, not a curated record.
AUGGGGGCUUAUGCUGCUGCUGGUUUUGCUGCUGCAACGGCGGAAGCAGCAGCAGCAGAAGCAGCAGCAAAUGCAGCAACAACAGCAGCAGACACGGCCGUGGGGAUGGGCAGCCACGCGACGGCCUUCCAGCCAGACCAUGCUGCUGCUGCAGCAGCAGCAGCAGAAGCAGCAACAGGGCCCCACUAUCAGCCUCUGGUGUAUUUGUCAGCAUGCAAUGAGCAGCAGCAGCAGCAGCAGCAAAUUGCUGCGGUAGGGAGUCCUUACUGCAGCGCGGGCGGCGCUGGGGUGUACGGAGAGUGCAGCAGUUGCUGCAGCAAAGAAGAAAAUGUUCCUCUUUUGAUCCCGGAGGCUCUGCGGCGCGCGGUGCCUGGGGUUCAGCAGUAUUCAAAGGCCUAUAAUAUAUGCAUGCAGCAGCAGUGCCCCCCUCUGCAGCAGCAGCAACAGCAGCAGCUGCUGCAGCAGUCGCUGCAGCAGCAGCAGCAGCAAAAGCACCCCAAUGUAGCCGUUCACAGUGGCACGCUCAGCUGCUGCAGCAACAGCAGCCUGCCGGCCCACGAGGAGCCUUGUGCUGCUGCUGCUGCUGUUUUCUGUGGGAGCCCUUUGCUGCAGCAGCAGCAGCAGCAGCAAUAUGUUCAGGGGGGGGUGUGCUGCAGCAGCGGGACCGCGGAGCCGUUCUCCCCUGCUGCUGAUGGCUGCUGCUGCUACUCCAAUGUGCAGCAGCAGCAGCCGCAGGUGCUGAUGCAGCAACAGCAGCAGGUGAUGCAGCAGCAGCAGCAGAUUAUCAGUCCUUAUCUGCUAGAGGAUCCACAGCUGCUGCCUGCGGGUAGCUGCAUGCCCGUAGAAUGCAUGCAGCAGCAGCAGCAGCAACAGGAGCAGCAGCAAGUGCUGCAGCAGCCUACCGUGGGCGAGGCUUACUGCGGCUCUUACUUGGAAGCCCUCGGGCAGCCGUUUGAAUGCAUGCAGCAGCAGCAGCAGCCGCAGCAGCUUGUACAGCUGCAGCACUGCAACGGUUUGCUGCUGCUGCAGCAGGAGCAGCAGCAGCAGCAGCUGCAGCGCAGCAUGUCCGAUGGCUCAACAGUCUCUUCUUUGUGUAUCCGUGGCGCCUCUGAGGAGAGCGGCAUCAGCAGCGUCAGCAGCAUCAGCAUCAGCAGCAGCAGCAGCAGCAGCAGCGAGGAGAUGCACCGCUUCUCUCACGGGCGAACAGCUCAUCAGGUAGACGACGCGCUGCUGCAGCUGCAGCAGCAGCAGCAGCAGCACGAGCAGCGGCAGCA